Paramormyrops kingsleyae is the source of this 4816-nucleotide messenger RNA. Its product is annotated as monoacylglycerol lipase ABHD2-like. Gene Ontology annotation, molecular function: acetylesterase activity; monoacylglycerol lipase activity. Gene Ontology annotation, cellular component: sperm plasma membrane; sperm flagellum. Gene Ontology annotation, biological process: acylglycerol catabolic process; steroid hormone receptor signaling pathway; medium-chain fatty acid biosynthetic process. NCBI's taxonomy places the organism in Eukaryota, Metazoa, Chordata, Actinopteri, Osteoglossiformes, Mormyridae. The record is from RefSeq and is a predicted model, not a curated record.
CUGGGGAGAGGCCGCGUUGCUAAGCGCUUCACUAUCUCUGCGCGCGGGGAGGAAAGUGCUACAAGGACUGGAGUGAUAAAUAAAUGGAAGAAACCUACAUGGAAAGACUUGUUAGCGAGAGAACUACGAGUCAGCCCCGGGGAAAGUGACAGAAUUUGCUACAUCACUGUGACACCGCAGAUUGCUGGAAGGGUUAGUUUCAUUUUUCACAAGCUAAAAGAUACCAGCAAGAUCCACCAUGAGUGCCCACGAGGCAGAGGUCCAGACUCUGGCCCCAGAGAUGCCGGCCAUGUUCGAUGGGAUGAAGUUGGCCGCCGUGGCCACAGUGCUCUAUAUCAUCGUGCGCUGCCUGAACCUGAAGAGCCCCACCGCUCCGCCCGCCAUCAACUACCAGGACACGCCGCUGAGUCGCUUCCUGCUCAAGUCCUGUCCCUUGCUCACCAAGGAGUAUGUCCCCCCCCUUCUCUGGGGUAAAAGUGGCCACUUACAGACAGCCCUGUAUGGGAAGCUUGGUCGGGUCAGUUCUCCACAUCCUCACGGUCACCGCAAGUUUCUGCCCAUGCUGGAUGGGGCCACUGCCACCUUCGACCUUUUCGAACCACUGGGGGAUCACCAAACUGGAUAUGAUGUCACCAUGGUUAUAUGUCCUGGAAUUGGAAACCACAGUGAGAAGCAUUACAUCCGCACCUUUGUGGAUUACUCACAGAAGCAGGGCUAUAGGUGUGCUGUCCUGAACCACCUGGGAGCCCUGCCUGACAUCGAGCUCACCUCCCCUCGCAUGUUCACGUACGGCUGUACGUGGGAGUUCUCAGCCAUGGUGGGCUACAUUAAAAAGGCCUACCCCCACACCCGACUUAUAGUGGUGGGCUUCAGCCUGGGGGGCAACAUUGUGUGCAAGUUCCUGGGGGAAAACCCAAGCAACCAGGAGAGGGUGCUGUGCUGCGUCAGCGUGUGCCAGGGCUAUAGCGCCCUCAGGGCCCAGGAGACCUUCCUCCAGUGGGACCACUUCAGGAGGUUCUACAACUUCCUUAUGGCAGAUAACAUGAAGAAGAUCAUCCUGUCGCACAGGAAGAGCUUAUUUGGCGGGAACUCCAAGAUGGUGGACCUCAGUCGGCUGUUUACGGCCACCUCCCUGAUGCAGAUCGACGACAACAUCAUGAGAAAGUUCCACGGGCAUAGCUCACUGAAGGAGUAUUACGAGAAGGAGAGCUGCGUGCAUUACGUCCAUAAUGUCAAUGUUCCCCUCCUGCUAGUAAAUUCUGAAGAUGACCCCCUGGUUCAUCAAUCACUGUUGACCAUCCCGCACACACUCUCAGAUAAGAAGUCCAACGUGAUGUUUGUCCUGACACUGCACGGGGGCCACCUGGGCUUCUUUGAGGGGGCCGUACUCUUUCCGCAGCCCCUCACCUGGAUGGAUAAGGUCAUCGUGAGCUACGCCAACGCAAUCUGCCAAUGGGAGCGAAACAAAACGCCAUGCCAGAGCAGGGACAGCUGCCCGGAGGAGACUGAGGAGAAGGUUUAACACGCAGUCCUCCUCACUCCUCCACACUGCUCCUGUGUCCUACUCACACCAUGGACUUCUCUCAAGAUAAAGCCAAUCCACUUCACUGAUUACCAGGAGUGGCUCCUCUCUUCUGGGACCCUUGCACUUACUCUCAACUGCUAGUGUUCCCUGAGUAAUCUGGAGAAGGAUACCUAUGGUGUGUCCAUCUGAAAUCGUGGUAAACAGAAUGAAGGAAGUGUCUGGCUUUGUCUUUUUCACUGUUAUACCUCCAGGUUUUUGCCCCCGCCCCCUUUUCCCAAAGAAAGUCGAGCAAUGUUGGGAUUUCAGGGUUAGGACUCUGGUCCCCUGAGACUUGCACCUACUGAGCCCCCCGUCCUCUUACCUUCUCUACAAGGCCGAAGAUAUGCGGUACACCAUGGACGUACACUCUGGGUAAAAUGCUCCUCCAUUGUAAACGUUGACGUAAACAUUGACGUAAAUGUUAAAUGAAUGAAGCAGUGUUGACUAGCACGCGAGAAUAUAUUCAGGUGAUGUUUCGACUUCCUGCUUGUUCCAGCGUGUUGAGAUGCAUAUACUUCUUCCACAGUUCGGUCCAGGCCUCAGCUGCCUUCUCUGAACGGUUAUCUCUUCUCUUGAUGGGCCUUAUCUCAGGAGUGCUCACUGAAAUGGUGGUGAGAAGUAACUGUGGAAGAUCACGUCCGGACCACCAGUAAGAAACGCGGCUCUCUUAGAGGCCCAAUACUCCUCCAUUUCCUCAAAGCAACCAUGUCUUCACUUGAGGCCAAAUGACAGCUUACCUGUAUAAUUCCUCGGCACUUUACACCGUCAGUCCUCGUCUCCUCGUGAAGUGGGCAUUUCUGCUUUGGAAGCCAUUCUCUAGCUGAGCAAGGCUCGAUCCAUGACCAAAAGAAGAGCCUCAGAACUUUAGCCCUGAGUUUCUGCAAGCCCCUGGUCUGCCCUGCAUGGUGACGAGCUCCUGGUAUACUCAGAUGUAUGAUCUGUACUGUACUUUUGGAAGCCCUGAGUGCCUGUAUAUCCCUGUUUGAGCUCUAAGUGAGUGCAGACCUCUGGUCCAUGCUGCAUUGUGAAGAUCUCAGUGUCUUUAGAUGAAAAAGUAAUGCUGAUAUGCCGUGUGACCCCUGCCUGGUAGUGUUUAUAUAUUAGUGUUCAGUAAGUGAUGUUUCGAAGCCCAGCCUGGCUGUGUGACCAUGUGUCUCAAAUGGAGUACAAUGAGAAUGAGGAGCACUGGAUGACCUAAAGGGGCUUCCCAGAAUUCCCCUCUGUUUGGUUACCAUUUCUAGCUUUAGCUUGUCAUUCCCAUCAUCCAUUGUGUACAUGUUCACUUUCUCAAUGCGGUGUGUUCCAAACCUCGGCAUUCCACGCUCCAGUCUGUGCCAGUGCGGUACUCAAGCCAAAGUCCAUGGCGUGUUCUCGGCUCUCGGCUGAAUCACGGGAGGGCGUCUUUCUGUGCUGCGGGUUGUUUUUUUUUUAGGCAGUGGGUUCCAUCUUCUCUUGGAGAAGAUCCACAGCCAGACAGCUACAUCAUUAGAAGGAAUUCCUGGGAAACCAGAGCAUGGUGCUCUUUCUUUUUUAUCCCCACCAUUUCUUAGUUUCCAGUUGUGGGGUAAACGUAAAUCCCCCUGCUAUAUACUCCCAGUGUAGACCAGAUAAACUUUCUGUGAUGUUACUACAUCAGUUCUCUUUCAGUCCUGCCCACCUGUAUGUGAUUGAGCUUUUACAGGGUUCAAUGAAUCGUUGUGGCCUGUGUCAACUUUAACUUGGUUUACCAUCAUGAGUUUGCCCUGUAACUGGAGAUGGUAAGAUUUCCUGCUCAGCCAAUGAUGUUAGUAAAACUUAGUGUGAAUCUUAUUACAUAUGACAGUUUAGAAUUAUUUUGAAUCCUUGGUGAGUUGUGAGGGAAAUCAGGCUUUUCUAGCUGUUACACCCUUUUUCUGGGCAUCUUCCUAAGCAGCAACUGAACGACAGCCCUAUGUACCUUUAGUAAUGGCUCCCUCUGCUGGUUAGGAGACUCGUGUUCCAUAAUGUCACAGAUAUGGAGAAUUCCCUCUGCUGCUUAUACAGGUGUAGAAAGCUCCCCCUGCUGGCCAGCCUCACUCACAGAAGUACAGAGAGGGAGCAAAAGCGUCACCUACAUGAGAGUGGAACAGCCCUUCAUCAACAAAGACUACCUGCAUAAGCUGACGGAAGACCAGGACUCAGCAUUGCACAAUCUCCACUAGCCUAUUAUAGGCUUUAACACCAAAGUGUCAUCUUAUAGCAUUGAAAUGCCAAUAGUCAUUGUACUGCAAGUAGAAAAGUCCAAUCUGCUAACCAAAAGGCUGACAGAUGGAAUUGGACCACUGCUGCAGAAAGAGCUGGAAAAAAAAACUUUUUGAGAUGCAGUGAGAUCGGCCUGCUUCACCAGGCCCUGCUCAGAUACUUAUUGCUUUUCUAGACUUUCCACAUUGUUGCAGGUUCUGAAUGGUUCUCUGCAUUAGACAAGGCCAAAUGUAAUUAAACAAAGUAAUUGGUAUAAUUAUUAUUUUGUAUCUUUUUUGUUAAGGUUUUUAAAUUGAUUUAUUGAAUGUAUGUAGAGUCAGUGUGAGUAUGACUGUACAUGCACUUGUCUGGUGUUUGUUUUGGACCUUCGGUUAAUCCUCAGUGAAUGGUAACGAGGGGCCAAACACAAGACAAAGAACAAAGGGCAGUGGUCCAUAUAUGGGGGGGGGGUCGCAGGGGGGUGGGAAGGUGUCACUGUGAAGCCUCCAGAACAUAUCAGAUGUGUAAUAGAUGACUAAGAAUGAGUGACAGUUAGUUAUGACUUAAAGCUGUUUAAAUCCUUGUUGUUGUUGUUGUUACUAUUAUUAUUGUUAUUAUAAUUAUUCAUUUUUAGUGGGGGUGGAAGGCCCUUUACAUCGUGUGUAAUUUCAUCACACUGUUGUCCAUUAGGGUUAGCCGAUUGACUCGAUGUGAUUGUGACACAUUACAAAUCAUCAGUGUCACUGGUAACAAAGAAAAAAAAAUGGCCAGGUUUUUAAAGGGAAAGAACUGGGCUGUCAGCCUCUGGGAAUUUCCGCCCUCUGUCUUUUUGCUUUCAGUAUCCUGUCCGACUUGACUUGCUUUGAUGAAGAACCCACCGGUGUGUAAGUACAGAAGGCUUCACUCGCUCACUUGUAAAAAUGUAACUUGACGUUCUGUUGUAGGUGCAUUGCAGCUCACUUGUGUAUUUUUGUUGAACAGAAUGUUUUGGUGUGUGUUGUGAGUAUUAAAAGUACAGUUCUGUUGAAGAAUAAAUUAUUUUUUUGUAAACAG